CCGUCGAAACGGAACAAGACGUAGACAUUGUCGAGUUAAGACGAUUUGCUUCUCAGCCUUGAAAGAAUUCAUAGAGAGAUUUCAAAGAUUGGUCAAGAUGGAAAACCUUGUAUCAAUGCUAGCUAUAUUGUGCGCUGUGCUUCAUGCAGUAAACAGUAAUUGUUUGGACAGAAUGUCGAAUGCUCGUUGUAAGAAGUAUGCAAAGUACAGAGCAUGCAAAUACAGGCCAGUGAAAAUGGCUGUUUUCUGCCCUAAGACAUGUGGCUACUGCAAAGAUAGACCUGUUUGCACUGACAUCAAGUGCCCACCAUCAAAGAUCUGUGUUAUGGAUGAAAAUGGAAACCCAGGAUGCCGCUGUUUGGUAGAAUGCAAGAAAAAGUUUGGAACAGGCCCUGUUUGUGGUCACAAUGGCGUCGAAUACCCUGAUUUAUGUGACUUGAUCAAUGCAGAAUGCAAAACAGGAGACUAUAUUUUAGUCAGGAAAUACGGAUCAUGUGUAAGAAAAGUUACAUGCAAAGAUCGGGAGAGAGAAGCUAAAUUAGGCCUUUGCAAAUCGUGGCAAAAGAUGAAUGCCUGUUUCGACCACCCUGUCUUAAUGAGAACCUACUGCCCAAAGACAUGCGGAUUUUGCAGACAGCCAAAUGAGCCAAAAUGCGAAAGAUCAAAGUACGGCUGCUGCUGGAGUGCACCAGGAGAUAAAUCUGCUACUGGACCAUACGGGCAAGGAUGUGGUGAAUGCAAAGAUGCGCCAUUCUGCAAGUACUUCAAGCAAGGAUGUGGAAGUGAACGCGCUUCAAACAUCAAAGUGAUGAAGAAAAUGUGUCCUUUUACUUGCCAUUACUGUCAACCAGCAAGACUCAUUGGAGGCUAACAUCAAAAGUUCAAACAGAGGAUGGUUCUAUUUCAAAUCAUAGACGUUUCUGCACGAUAAAUAUCGCUAAGAUAUAAACCAAUUUAUCCCGACAACAUAAUAGUGGCCAACUGCAUCGUUAAACGAUGGUUCAAGAAAGUAGGCGGUUUAGUCUGUGACUAUAUAUGCAAGUAACUCGUCAGGGUAAUAAUGUUGAAGGUUGAUACAUUACAAGUUAGCUGUUAUUUGCACAGAUUCUGCUGUUCCAGAAACAAGUUUUCACCAAUAAGCUUUCUUAGUCGUUUGUACGAUUUUGAUGAUAAACAGAAAUUACAGAAUUGUUCAAUGACUAUCCUGGUUUUUAAACUGCACUUUUUAAGAAUCAAUUUUUAGCUAUUUUUAUGGGAAGACUGGCACUUAAAAUUGCCCCUGCUAGAACCUAUGAAUAAUACUAAGAUGGAAAAUUUUUGCCAAUUGGGAAUUUUUUUCAAAUUUCAGAGCAUCAAGCAGUCAUAAUUAAAAAGAAGCAUUUUUCUUCUUUACUAAAAAAAAUUAGAAGGAGCUUCGUGCAGCUCCUUUACAAAAAUAUUGACAAUUAUUGUAGAAUUUUAUUUUGGCUUGUUAAUGUUCAUUUUAUAUUCGUAACUUAAACUUUUUAAAUUUUCUAUAAACAACAGUAAAAGUAAGCUGUAUCUAAUAUCGUGUUGCUUUUUGCUGCUCUUUUUUUGAGAAAAAGAGUUUGCUUUUAGACUUUGUAUUAUGUAACAGUAAAGUAAGGUCUUCCAAAAUUAUCCACCGAUCUCCUGCCUUCGGGUAUAUAUUCAUUGUUCCCUUUUAAAUAUUUAAAGGGGAUUCAAAAAACCACUAUAUAAUGGAGGCUUGAAUUGGUAUUAUUAUAAUAUGUACCCUGAAAAUCGUCUCUGAAACGUCUGUGAAACCAAUCCCCUCAUUUGUUCUUUUGUCGUUUCACUUUCAUUUAUUUUCUUGAUUGAAAAAAAUAAUAUUGGCUUGCAGAUUACUGGUAAGGUAUGUUUGCUAUGUAAUCAGUGCAAGGGUUAGUUAUCUUAUUUUUUUAUGUAAAUUCACUUAGGCUCUGUGUAACUGUAGAAAAUAAAUAUAGCUUAUUGGCGGCAAUUAUUUAAAACUUUCCUAAUUAUUAUAUUGCUACAGCUAUCUAGAUUAUACAAAUUUUAAGCAGCACUUAUUUUAAUGUGUAGAUAGUUUUUAGUAAUAAUUGAUAAGGUAUUGACAAAUAAAGGCAACGAGUGAAUGUUUAAACCGCUGUACAGAUUAUAGCGUGGAAUGAGCAUUUUUAGAUACUACGCCAAUGUUUUCUUUUCUUUCACUUGCCUACACUAAUUGAAAUUCCUUCACUAUUUGCACUCUCAAUAUUUUGUGUAUAAGUGUUUAGCUGCCGAAUUACUUUGAAAGUUAACUUAUUA
This is a messenger RNA of Rhopilema esculentum, 2292 nucleotides long. RefSeq lists its product as uncharacterized. The record is from RefSeq and is a predicted model, not a curated record. Gene Ontology annotation, molecular function: protein binding. Lineage: Eukaryota; Metazoa; Cnidaria; Scyphozoa; Rhizostomeae; Rhizostomatidae.